CUCUUGAGCAACGUCCGCGUCGUCGUCGUCGUCGUCGUCAAAAUGGUGUAUCAUCAACAAAUUCUCAAUGCGCACGAUUGUACUUGCCAAUGGCUUGAGCUUUCUGUGGCUGGGAGUCAAGGGUCGUCGUCCGACUGGCUAACGAUGAAUGCGCGGUACGCUCGACGAAUUGUACGACCCUUCACACUUCAAGGAACCAGGAAUUGGCUCGAACAACGCCUGCUUCCCCGAGACAAGAGCAGCACCCAUCAUCAGUCCAUGGCUUGGUAAUCUGCUAACGAAGAAAGAGGCUUGCAGUUGCGGGUUCAGACCAUAUCGUGCGUGCCCUUUUGCUUCUGGGACAUUGCGAACGGUAAUGCAUGAGUGGUCAGACUUUGGGUUCACGCUGCGUCCGGGCCAUAAUUCCUUCUGUCCAGGACGCUGUUUGGGUUCCAGUCUGUCGGGUUCGCGGUGCAGAUUGGCAAAGCGGUGUAGAUUUGGUGAUCACGUUGGCAUCUACAUACUACCUGUACAUGCUGAUCAGGACAGAGAUGCAAGUCGCAGGGCUGAUUGCUUAGGGGUGGACAGGACCUUCAUCGGUCACCAGUCCAUGGGUUUCUCCGCAAUUCAAAGCUCGAAUCAAGGGGCUUCCUGGGCUUAGCACCAGCAGUUCAUCGUAUAAACUAUGUAGCCACCCGUUCCUGCAGUGUAGCUCGAUCGAUGGACUUGUCUCGGAAAUGGACAGUAGUCGGGGAAUACCAGAUGAGAUGCAAAACACCGCGUCCGCUGCAGCACCAGAAAGACGUCGAAGAUGCUUCCAUGGACCAUCACAGAACCAAAGUCUGAGAUUCGUCCGACAAGCGGCCAGUGGUAAUUGGGCCCAGAGCAGGCCGAUGCAGAUUCUGAUUUGG
Molecule: messenger RNA, 890 nt
Organism: Mollisia scopiformis
Lineage: Eukaryota; Fungi; Ascomycota; Leotiomycetes; Helotiales; Mollisiaceae
Exons: 1
Coding region: 149-640 (163 amino acids)
Source: RefSeq, a predicted model, not a curated record